Vanessa tameamea is the source of this 826-nucleotide messenger RNA. RefSeq lists its product as uncharacterized. NCBI's taxonomy places the organism in Eukaryota, Metazoa, Arthropoda, Insecta, Lepidoptera, Nymphalidae. The transcript has 2 exons. The record is from RefSeq and is a predicted model, not a curated record. The coding region runs from base 46 to 759 and encodes 237 amino acids.
UUGACAUCACCAUCGCGACUAAAAAAUAUCAUAACAACAACAAAUAUGGCGAGUGAUUCCGAUGAUUUGGAACAAAGUAUUGAAAACUUGAAGACUACAGUGCGAAAAUCUUUUGCCCAUAUAUACGCGACCUUAAAAGCGAGAGAACUAAAAACAUUAAGGCAACUCGAUGUUAUUCGAAAACAAUGCGAAGAUAAUAAAGACUUAGAAAAGAAUUGUGUUCAGAAUAUUAAAAUAUGCUACAGCGAUGAAUCCACUUUAUUAGAUUAUAUAUCUAAGUAUGGUGUAAUUGAUUUCGAGAAACUUCAUUUUGAUAAUAGUACAUUUAUAUUAGAAGAUUAUAUCAGUCCAAAUGACGAUCACAUGUAUUCAUAUAAAACAAUUGAAGAAAUAACUGAGAAAGAGGAUGUGGAAGAAUUAGAAGCUAUUGAAGAGGCAGCUAUAAAACAAAUAACUGAAACGGAAGAUUGUGUGUGUUAUGUGAAUGUGCAAACCGAGGAAGUUUCACGAAAAUUUCGGGAUUUAGAUACUAAUAUAAACACUGUUAAUGUAACUCAAAAUAAUGAUGAAGAUCUUAAAGAAAGUUAUCAAGUUGAAUCAUUAGAUAAUAGCCUAGAAGAAAAAAGUGAAUGUUCAGAUAUAGAAGUAAAAAAAAUUAAUCCUACAGAUGACUGGCUCAAUUCUAUUAAAAAUCAAACUGAGACUGAACCGUCACAAGUCACUGAUGUAAUGGAGCAUAGUACUAUAACUUGUUCUUAGCAUAUGAUAUUUUUAUUUUUAUCUGUUACUUAAAAUGCAUUUAAUAAAAUUUUCUAUUUUAUCUAAA